AUGGGAGUCCUGGAUCCAAUAACGGAAGAUGCAGUGAGCUACAGUCAGUUUGCUUGUGUUGGUACUGGCUUCUCAGCUAUUGGCCUGGGAGCAACUCUCCAAAGAUGGUACGGCGUUGACGGCAUCGCAUUCUUCGAGAAACAUGAGAAGCUCGGCGGUACAUGGUUCAUCAAUCAAUACCCAGGAUGUGCCUGCGACGUUCCAAGUAGCCUGUACAGCUUCUCUUACGAGCCGAAUCCAGAUUGGAGCCGUGUCCUGCCCUCAAAAGAUGAGCUCUGGGCUUAUCUGAAUAGUGUGGCUCUCAAGUAUGACUUGAAACGGAAGAUGAGCUUCAACAUGCAGGUUGAGCGUUGCGAGUGGAUCGAGGAAUGUGCCCGUUGGCGCAUGACGAUCAGCAACCUGGAAUCUGGAACCGUCUUGACGCACGAGUGUCAGUUCCUUUUUUGUGCCUCGGGCCAGCUUGUGAAGCCCCGCGAGUUCGACGUUCCCGGGUCUGAUACGUUCAAGGGCGACAUGUUCCACACUGCGAGGUGGCCUUCGAACAUAGACCUUCAUUACAAGAAAGUUGUUGUCUUUGGGAACGGCUGUACGGCAGCCCAGGUGGUGCCCUCCAUCGUCAGAGAUACUAAGAGCCUCACGCAAUUUGUGCGUUCGAAACACUGGAUUCUCCCUCCCAUCGACGCUGAGAUUCCGGGGUGGGCGCACGUUCUGCUGAAACGGUUGCCUAUCUUGAUGAGCCUGCAGCGGCUGAUUGUUUUUCUCGUUGCCGAGUACAACCUUCCGGAGCGGUACAUGCGGUCGACUGCGCCGGAGAAGUACCACGACUUGCUCAUCCCGGACUUCGAGGUCGGUUGCAAGCGUCGUAUCUUCGAUUCCGGCUAUCUUGAAAGUCUGCAUGAGGACAAGCUCACGUUGACCAACGAAAAGGUCCUAGAGAUAGUACCCGAGGGGGUGCGGACGGAAAAGGGAGUGGUGGAGGCAGAUAUCGUGGUCUUGGCCAAUGGUUUCGUUACGAGCGAUUUUCUAAUCGGGAUUGAUGUGCGAGGCUACGGUGGCAAGACGCUGGUGGAACACUGGAAAUCGUUUGGAGGGGUUGAAGCCUAUAAUUGCUCAGUCCUGAGCGGCUUUCCCAACAUGUUCAUACUGAUAGGCCCAAACGCCGUCACUGGGCACACGUCGGCCAUCAUGGCAUCGGAGAACUCGGUCAAUUACGCGCUGCGGGUGAUCAAGCCCAUUCUCGACGGGCGCGCCAGCAUCGCCAGCGUCAAGUUGAAUGCGGAAAGAGAGUACAGCGAUCGGGUACAGGCCGCUUUGAGAAACACGGUCUGGAACUCGGGAUGUCAGAGCUGGUACGUCAAGAAAUCCAGCGACGGCUCGGAGACGACGUGGAAUGCCAUGGCCUAUCCUUGGUCACAAGCCCAUUUUUGGUACCGCAGUUUGUUCCCUGUAUGGGCGGAUUGGGAAUUCAGGGGCCGUGUCAACAACAAAGGAGGACUAGCGAGAAAGUCCAGCUGGGCCGGCAUCGUCCUACGCAGUGUUGCCAUGAAUGCAGCGAUAUUUGGAGUUGCAUGGUGGUUGUGGAGUCGGGGCAGCAGCGAUCACGGUGUCGACAUUAUGGGCCCGAAGGUCUCCAUGGCUCUCGCUCGCGCCUCGGCUCUCCUGGAGAAUCUGAAGGCAUCAAUCUUGACCAAGUGA
Diaporthe amygdali is the source of this 1695-nucleotide messenger RNA. Its product is annotated as monooxygenase. The transcript is spliced from 4 exons. Lineage: Eukaryota; Fungi; Ascomycota; Sordariomycetes; Diaporthales; Diaporthaceae. The record is from RefSeq and is a predicted model, not a curated record. Bases 1 to 1695 code for a protein of 564 amino acids. Gene Ontology annotation, molecular function: N,N-dimethylaniline monooxygenase activity; flavin adenine dinucleotide binding; NADP binding.